Hypomesus transpacificus is the source of this 2226-nucleotide messenger RNA. RefSeq names its product serine/threonine-protein phosphatase 4 catalytic subunit B-like. The transcript is spliced from 9 exons. The record is from RefSeq and is a predicted model, not a curated record. Gene Ontology annotation, molecular function: protein serine/threonine phosphatase activity. Gene Ontology annotation, cellular component: cytoplasm; nucleus. Bases 351 to 1286 code for a protein of 311 amino acids. Gene Ontology annotation, biological process: peptidyl-serine dephosphorylation; double-strand break repair via homologous recombination. NCBI's taxonomy places the organism in Eukaryota, Metazoa, Chordata, Actinopteri, Osmeriformes, Osmeridae.
CCGUGAAGUCAAGUGUGCGCAAUGCGCGGCACCCAUACCGGAAGUUGUACCUACGUCGGACCUCACUUCGUGGAAAGCAGCAAACCAGUUAAAGGGAAAUAUAUAAUAUACAAUCGGUACUCAAAAAAGAAGAAAAUAAGACCUGCAGAUUUGGGAUUCGGCAUUUUUAGGCGCCCAUAUCAAAGACCAACUUCUUCCCCACGGUAAUCGUUGUCUCUCCACAUUUUCUCCAAAAAGCGUUCAAUUCUUAUUCCUGUUUUCGGCCUGGUUCUGUGUAACUGGGAAGAAUACACGCUUCUACUAUACCUCAGAGAGUGAGGAGGAGUGAGUGUUUGAGACCCACUCUCUCCAUGUGUGUGACUAUGGGAGACAUUAGUGAUCUGGACAGACAGAUAGAGCAGCUACGACGCUGUGAGCUCAUCAAGGAAAAUGAAGUCAAAGCACUUUGCGCCAAAGCCAGGGAGAUUCUGGUUGAGGAGAGUAACGUUCAGAGGGUAGACUCUCCCGUCACGGUGUGCGGCGAUAUUCACGGACAGUUUUAUGACCUGAAAGAGUUGUUCAGAGUCGGAGGUGAUGUUCCAGAGACAAACUACCUUUUCAUGGGAGACUUUGUUGACAGAGGUUUCUACAGUGUGGAGACGUUCCUCUUGCUUCUAGCUCUUAAGGUACGGUAUCCAGACAGAAUCACCUUAAUCCGGGGGAACCAUGAGUCGCGGCAGAUCACCCAGGUCUAUGGCUUUUAUGAUGAGUGCCUUCGCAAGUAUGGCUCAGUCACCGUGUGGCGAUACUGCACCGAAAUAUUUGACUACCUGUCUCUCUCCGCUAUUAUUGAUGGCAAGAUUUUUUGCGUGCAUGGUGGCCUGUCUCCCUCCAUCCAGACUCUGGACCAGAUCCGAACUAUUGACAGGAAGCAGGAAGUGCCCCACGAUGGACCCAUGUGUGACCUGCUGUGGUCAGACCCUGAAGACACCACAGGAUGGGGGGUUAGUCCAAGAGGGGCAGGCUACUUGUUUGGUAGUGACGUGGUGGCCCAGUUCAACGCAGCCAACGAUAUUCACAUGAUUUGCCGGGCCCACCAGCUGGUCAUGGAGGGCUACAAGUGGCACUUCAACGAGACAGUGCUCACUGUGUGGUCUGCACCCAACUACUGCUAUAGAUGUGGCAAUGUGGCGGCCAUUUUGGAGCUGGAUGAGCACCUGCAGAGGGAGUUCAUUAUAUUCGAGGCAGCUCCACAGGAGACCAGAGGCAUCCCUUCCAAAAAACCAGUGGCUGACUACUUCUUGUGAGCUCUCAUAUGACUGAGUUCUAGCCCUUUUUUUUUUAACGAUGCCUGUAUGUUGGUUCCACCUCUAACCAGCCCUCCCCUGAACUUGCCUCUUGAUAGUCAUUUGCAGCUAUCAUACCCGAGUUGAAAUCAUUUGAAAUCCUUAUGAAUACUUUGAACAUUAAUUUGAGCCAGUCCAGAAUGCCAGGUGAGCAUGGUUUGGACCAUAGGACUAUUUUCAACUGUUUCAAUUGUGUCAGAUGAGCUCCAAUAAUCUUCAGUGAAAUUAAAAUAUUUCAAAAAAAUAUUUGAUCUGUGCCUGUAAACUACAGUGCAAAUGAAACUGACUAAGUAAUCACCAUAAUAAUGACUAUCCAGUACUUAUCAGAGUGAGUCAAGUCAGAGUGUUGAGGGGUGCAUUGCUCAUCUUGAAACUUGGCCCAAUCCUGUUGGAAUGACUCUCCAGCUCUCUGUAAUGACCAUUGCUCAGCUGUUUUUUUUCUGUACCCCUCAGCAUCCAUUCACCUAUCUCCUUCCCCUUGUAGAUUAGUCAGACACUUAACAGCUACCUUACCUUGUAGUAUAUAUAUUUUUUAAAUCCAAUAGAUUGAAGGAUAACAAGAGGGCAUGAGUGUUUUAUAUUCAGAUGUAGGAUAUUUCUUGGCUGGAGCUUCUAUUAUGCAUAACCUUUUUAUUUUAUUCUUCCAAUGCUUCUUUUAUCUUGGAUUUUGUAUAAUUGUUGCUGCCAGUCCUCACUGUCAACAUUUUAGUCAUAUUGUUUCCAAGCAUUUGUAUUUAAUGCAGCUUGGCACCUUCAUGUCUACCUAAAGGACAAGCAGAUGUAGUAAACGGUUAAAUGGUUAAGUAAACGGUUUCUCUCAUCCACCUUGUCAAUGCCUCCAGUCUACUCUUUAGGAUUUGGUCAACUUUUGAUAUUGUAAUAAAAUCUUUUUGUAUCAAUA